Molecule: messenger RNA, 5006 nt
Organism: Apis florea (little honeybee)
Lineage: Eukaryota; Metazoa; Arthropoda; Insecta; Hymenoptera; Apidae
Product: anillin
Biological process (GO): mitotic cytokinesis; actomyosin contractile ring assembly; septin ring organization
Cellular component (GO): actomyosin contractile ring
Source: RefSeq, a predicted model, not a curated record
GCUUUGAAAAUAAAAACUUUCAUCAUUAUUUUGUUCAUGUAUAUCAUAUAAAUGAUUUUAUCUUUAUAUGAUCUAAGGUUAUAAGUUACGAAUUAUUUGAGAAACAAAUGGAAUUAGAGGCAAUAUUACGAAAAUGUACAACAGCAAAAACAAUAUCGGAAGAAAAUGAGAAAAAGGAAGAUGAAUAUUUUCAAAAAAUAUAUGAACAAUGGAAGGGCGCUAAAGCUAAAGAUAAAGAUUUAACGUAUAAAGUGAUUCCUAAAUUUUAUUUUAAGUUACCAAAAGAAGAUGAAAUUUUACCACAAAAAUUACGAGAAGAAACACGAGCAUUAUUUUUACAAAGACGUUCACGACAAUUACUAGAUAAUAAUGAACUUAAAGCAUUGUGGGUAUUAUUAGAUAAACACCAUAGUCCACCUUUAUCAGGAGAAGAACAAUUAAUUAAUUAUGAAGAUUUUAAAAAAGUUGGUAAAUUAGCUGGUGCAAAAUGUAGUCCAUAUUUUACUGCAGUUGUAUUUGCUAAAUUACAACAAGGUGAUCCUCAUGGUAGAAUUAGUAUAAUGGCACUUUUUAACUAUGUUAUGAGAAAAGUUUGGUUACACCAAACAAGAAUUGGACUUUCCUUAUAUGAUGUUACUGGUCAAGGAUAUUUAAGAGAAUCAGAUUUAGAAAACUAUAUUUUAGAAUUAAUACCAACAUUACCUCAACUUGAAGGACUUGAGAAAUCGUUUCAUUCAUUUUAUGUUUGUACAGCAGUAAGAAAAUUUUUAUUUUUUCUUGAUCCUCUUAGAACUGGCAGAGUUAGAAUACAAGAUAUUUUGGCAUGUAGUUUUCUUGAUGAUCUCUUAGAAUUAAGAGAUGAAGAUUUACCCAAAGACUUACAAGAAGCAAACUGGUUUUCAGCUCCAUCAGCUCUCAAAGUUUAUGGACAAUAUUUAAAUCUUGAUAGAGAUCAUAAUGGAAUGCUUAAUAAAGAAGAACUUGCAGGAUAUGGCACAGGAACAUUAACUGGAGUAUUUUUGGAAAGAGUAUUUCAAGAAUGCUUAACAUAUGAAGGAGAAAUGGAUUAUAAAACAUAUUUAGAUUUUGUUUUAGCAUUAGAAAAUCGACAUGAACCUCAAAGCUUACAUUACUUAUUUAGAAUUCUUGAUAUUAAUAAUCGUGGUUAUUUGGAUACUUUUUGUCUUAAUUACUUUUUUCGUGCUAUACAAGAACAAAUGACAAUGCAUGGUCAAGAACCAGUGAGUUUUGAAGAUGUUAAAGAUGAAAUAUUUGAUAUGGUAAAACCAGCAGAUCCAUGUAAAAUUACAUUACAGGAUUUAUUAUCAUGUGGACAGGGUGAUACAAUGGUCAGUAUCUUAAUAGAAUUUCAUGGAUUUUGGGCAUAUGAAAAUCGUGAAGCUAUGGCAGCUGACACUGGUGAUGAAUCAUCCCAUGUCUGAAAUACUACUGAUGAAAAUAAUGAGCAUAUAAAUAAAGAAAAUGGAGAAAUUGGACUUUAUAAUGUAAAGGCAAAAUUACAAAGGCUUGGUAAGCUGUAUUCUGAUGAUAGUAGCAGAGAAUUGAGUUCUCCAAUUCAUAGAACUGAAGAAAAAUUUAAUGCAGAAGAAGAAGUUACUGAACAGAAACCAUCUAAAAGAGGAGCUAGACUUGAUAGAUUAGCAGCUCUUGCUUCAACAAUUAAUAACUGGGAAGAUGAUCUUUCACAUCCAACUUUGACUAAAUCAUCAGAUAAUAAAACAGAUAAAAAACAAAUAAAAUUGAAUGUGCAAGUAAAAUCUACCUCAGAAUCACAACAGAUAUUAGAACCACAACCAAGCACAAGUGGGUAUAUUAAAGGAAAUAAUAACAGUAAAGAUAUUUAUUUUAAGAAAGAAGAAUCUUGUUCUACAAAACAAUUAAAAUGGGAUAAAACUAUAUUGGAAACAUUAGAAGCACAAGGUUUUAGUCGUACAAAAAGCGAUAAUCGUCUUAUAUAUGAUUAUAAAGCUUGUUCUCAAGGAAAAGAUGUAGAUUCUCCAAAUUCAUCACCAAAACAUCUUUCACAAAGUCAAGAAAUUAUUACCAUAGUUCGCGAAGAAAAACGUAAUAAGAAAAUAGAAGAUUUUUCAAAACAUACCGACAUAAAAAAUCCUAGUACUCCAGGAAAAAUAUCAAAAAAUGCAAUAUUGAAUACAAAUAAUGCUCUAUUAACACCUAGAGUUGGUAAUUCUCCUAAAAAUUCUACUCAAUCUAGUCCAGGUUCUGUAUUGAGCAAAGCUUCAUUAUUUGAAUCUAAAAAUACAGAAGCAAAAGUAAAAGAUCCUAUUCAAAUGACACUUUCUGAAAGAAUGGCACUUUUUGAAAAAAAUAAAGGAGAAGCACCAUUAUUACCUAAGGCACCUCUUACUAUGUCUAUCCCACCAAAAAAAUUACAAGAAAAAGAUAAAAGUAAUUCAUCAACAUAUAUAAACAAUACAGUAAAGGAACGAGUUAAAACUGAUAUUCCCAAUAGUGCUGUUAAUGUUAAUAUUCAACGAGAAAAAUUUGAACAAGGAUUAAAUAUACAAGAAUUAGAAAAUAAUAUUUUACGUAAUACUUAUUUAGAAAGACAACGUGAAUUGGAUAUGUUACGUUCCCGUUUUAAUAGGAAUAAAGAAAUGGCACAAGCAGCUGCUGGUUCAUAUAUUAGAACUAGUGAAAGUAGUGAAGGAAAAUCAAAUUCACCUAAAAAUUCUCCAGUUUGUCCAGUAAAACCAACACCUGCGCCUGAUCAUGCUGUGCCACCUCCUCCACCACCUCCUCCACAAUUACAGGUUUCUAAUGAAAAAUCAAUUCCAAUUCAAAAUAAAAAUUCCGAAUCAAGUAAAAGACAAGUUGUAGGAAGUCCAAUAAAAACACAACAAGUAAAAGUAGCAUCUGAAAUUAAACGUAUUCGUGUUGCUCCACCUAAACCUGGACAUCUUUAUCCUAAUCUUUCUGAAAUUGAAAAUACAACAGAAACAGAUACAGAAUAUACUGUCAAUAGUACAGAAGCAGAAACUGCUACUUUAGAUGAAAAAACUGAUACAGAAACUGGAACAGAGGCUGAAUAUUAUGUACAUGAUAAUGGAAUUGAGACUGAAAGUGAAGAAGAAAGUGAAGAUGUGAAUACUAGUCUUGGUAGAAGUAUUUUACGUGCUGUAAAUGAACAGUCUUUUCUAAGCAAAAAAAGAUCAAUUGAUCCAGAUCCAGAUAGUACAACUUCCGAUAUUUCAGUAUUAGAUGAAAUGGAUGAAUAUUUAGAUGAAUGUCUUGCACAACAAGAAAUACAUAGUGGAAAUAUUUAUACAGAAGAAGGACCAACUCCUCCCAAAUUAAAUAAAGGUGGUAAGAGUGCAUCAGUAACUUCAAAUUUCAAACAUAGAGAAGGAUUAUCAUAUCGUUCACCUAUGAAAGAAAUCUCUUCAUCAUCUCCUAAAAAAGAUGAGCCAUAUAUUGUAGAUGGAGAAAAUUGUGUACCACUAAUGCAUAGUGUCAGUUUUUAUAGACGACAACAAUCUCAAACGCCAAAAACACCAGUACGUAUAAUAUCAAGAACACAGGAAUCUACUGAUACUUAUUCUGAUGUACAAUUUAAUGUUAAAAAUGAAAUAGUUUUGGUAGAAGAAAAAAUAAAACGAUUGUUAGAUGAAGUAUGCAAACAGCAAACGAUUAUUGGUCAAGCUAGUCAAGCACUGAAUUUAUGUACUUCUACUGUAGAAUUUAAUGGUUCCAGGGAACAAGUUGAAGGAGAAAGAUUAUUACUUGUUGCCACUCAUAGACGGCAAGCUGCAUUAAAUGAAGUUCAACGAUUAAAGGUAGAAGGUACCUUAAAACCUGUUAGUCCAGGAUCACCAGAAGUACAAGAAAGUGGUUCUCUAACAGUUUCUGCUAUUACUUUACCUUUUAAAAAAGGUUAUUUUCGUAACAUAGGUACAAAUACAUGUCUUCAUUUUGUUUGUUUGAUGCGACAUUUAGAAGAAAUAGUUGCUACACCAGUAGUUAUAGUAGAACCUGGUGAUUCAUGCCUUCGAUUUCCAUCAACAUUAAAAUUAAAUGAUUUAUACAGUGAUUUUAAAAUUACUGUUGAAAUAUAUUCAUUGCAAACACAACCCGAAAUGUUACCGCAUGAAAUCAAAUAUCAUAUUAAUAAUGGUAAUGGAAGUAGUAUUAAUAGCAAUAAUUGUAAUAAAAAGUUGGUGAAUAAAACACCAAAAAAAUUUUUAAAACAAGAAAGUCGAUUGGUGAUACCUAGUGUGCAAAGCCCAGCUGGACCAUCUGCUGUUAGAUCUCCAGCUUUUCAACUAUCUGGUUAUGUUAUUUUUAGUUUGAAAGAGAUACAUCGACAACAAUUCACGUUGAAUAAGGUACCAUCGCAAUCCCCACUGGAAGGUCGAUUACAAAUGCAUGUUUCAUGUGAACUUUCGGUAGCAGUUGAACAUAGAGGAUUUCUUACAAUGUUUGAAGAUAUAUCUGGUUUUGGUGCUUGGCAUCGUAGAUGGUGUUUACUCAAAGGUUCUAAUUUAUCAUAUUGGAAAUAUCCUGAUGACGAACGAAAAAAGACUCCAAUUGGAAGCUUAGAUUUACAAAGUGUUAAUACAACAAAUGUUGGAUUAGUUUCUCGUGAUAUUUGUGCGCGUCCUAAUACCUUUCUACUUGAAACAAUUAGAAUUGCUGAAUCUGAAGAUACUGAUAGUUUGAUUAUGGUCAAAAAUGGAUCAACUACAACAAUUAGGCAUCUUUUAUCAGCUGAUACAAAAGAAGAUAGAUUAGAAUGGUGUUCUAAACUUAAUAAAACAUUAAAUUUGAUACAUGCUUGGGGUGGACCAUCAACAUUAUCAUAAUAAUUUCUAUAAAAAUUCUAAUUUUCGUUUUAUAAUAAAAAAAAAAAAAAGAAAUCUUAGCGUAUUGAAGUACGCUUAUUAUUAAUAUAAUGCGUGUAUACAUUUAUACAUAAUGUAUACUUAUGUAUACUAAAUAAUGCAAUUAAUUUUUAAUUAAAAAUA